Messenger RNA from Scleropages formosus (Asian bonytongue), 1398 nucleotides. It is a transcript of the gene banf1, whose product is annotated as barrier to autointegration nuclear assembly factor 1. Gene Ontology annotation, molecular function: DNA binding. Lineage: Eukaryota; Metazoa; Chordata; Actinopteri; Osteoglossiformes; Osteoglossidae. The transcript has 2 exons. Bases 12 to 767 code for a protein of 251 amino acids. Gene Ontology annotation, cellular component: nucleus; condensed chromosome. The record is from RefSeq and is a predicted model, not a curated record. Gene Ontology annotation, biological process: chromosome organization.
UUUUUUUUUACAUGGUGUGUGUUUCAAGGGAUUUGGAUUUUGCGGUAACAGGUUUGAAACUGCUUGAGUGGCAGCAGGACUUCUUCCAAAGAAGUGAAUCAACUGAAGGCUUGUUUUCUCAUGUAGCCCUUCUGAGAAUUAUGGGGUUUUUUUUUUUUUUUAAAUCCAAAACAAGCAGAGGAAAGUCAGCUGAGAGAACCAACUGCAGUAGAGCCAAAAAAGGUGGGAUAACAUCCAAAGAAGUCCAGGCAAAUGGCUUAUUUCCCUACAUCUUUGUGUUUGUGUGCAUGUGCAUGCAUGCUCAGAUUUCAUUUCCUCUUGGCACAAACCGGUGUAGUCUUAUUACCAUCCCAGUGGCUUUUGCUGACGCUGUGUUUGUCCCAAAAAUCACAGCCCCUCUGGGCAAUAUGACAUCGACGUCCAAGAAGCACAGGGACUUUGUGGCAGAACCCCUGGGUCACAAGUCUGUGUUUGUACUGCCUGGAAUCGGGAAGGUGCUCGGUGAACGGCUGGUGGAGAAGGGCUUCGACAAGGUGAUUGUCCUCCGGAUGUGGGGUGUGUUUUUUGGGCUGCUGUUUUGGCGUCACUCCCUGACUGCCUUUUCCCCCAAUCCCUCUCAGGCAUGCAUGAUUCUCGGGCAAUUCCUGCUGCUGAGGAAGAACCAAGCGCUCUUCUGCGAGUGGCUCAAGUCGACGUGCGGCGCCAACAGAAAGCAGCAGGAAGACUGCUACGCGGCUCUGCUGGAGUGGUGCUACUCCUUCCUGUAGACACACCCUCUCCCCUGCUGCCAAGUGCCUGGACUCUUCCCUCUGAACCCUGACCUCUAACCCCUGAUCUCCUAUCGUAUUCACAUGUUCAAUGCCCACAACUUAAAACAAACCAUUUAAACUUUAAAAAACUAUUCUAAGCUUGCUUUUUUUUUAAAAAAAAAAAAAUUACACUUCAAAAUCCUUUUUGAAAUGCACACGCUCUCCUUUCAGUAAUGUGAUCUCAGCAGGUGCUGUAGUGUGUAGGAUUGAAGCUUUGUAAUUAGAAGGUUUCUGGUUUGAAUCCUGCCUUCUGCUCUAGUAUGCCUGAUCGAGGUACAUACCCUUAAAUAAUGCAGUAAAAACUAACUCGCUGAUAAACAGGAAAAUCACCGGGAAAUUCAUUGUCUAAAGUGCCUUGAAUAAAGGUGUGGGAUUAAUAAAGAUUGAACUGCAGCCCGGGGUGCCGUGAGCAGAAAGAAUUCACUCCUCUUAGACGAGUUUCAGCAUAUUGAGUAUGUGUGUAAGCCGGAGUGCUCGUAGCUUUGUUCCUUCAUGGUCCUUUUUUCGAGGAUUGAUCACUUUUGGACAGCUGGGACACCUAGCAUGACCGCCGUCAGCGUAACAUGGACUAAGUGAGGACCGGAAACAC